UGUCUGCCAAUGCCAGCGCCAGCCCGGUUGCCAAGCGUUUGGGAACCAAGCGCCGGCCGCCGACAAUGACUCGAAUUACAGCGAGCAGCUCAGCAACGCCGACGACUCGGACGACACUGAAUCUGUCAUCCAGACUAUGAGUAAGUCGGCCAAGCGCGGGCGCAUCCACUACGAGCAGCUGGCCACAGAAACAGCAGCACCAGAGCGUCAAGCGAUUUCCGUGGGCGCCGAGGCAUACCUGCAGAAGACAUGUCUGCUCUCCGGCGCCGCAACGAGCGCGUCGACUUUACGCCAUCGGUUGAGGGGACACCGCGGCUCGGGGCAUCUCAUCUGGACGAGCAGGUGUCGCCAAUAGUGGUGCUCGGCCAGUACCAGCCGCAGCGCCGGUCGCGCAGCGAGCUGACGCAGAGACCGGCUGCCAACGGCAGCAGACACGCGUUACCAGCGCAGACCCAGACCCGGCGGCGAAUGCGGUGGUCUACGCAGGAGGAGGAGUGCUUUAUCCGCGCUGCGCACCGCUACGGGCUGAACUGGUCCACAAUCAUGUACUACCAUGGCCCCAAUGGCAUAACGGACAAUGUGCUCAGAAACCGCACUCGCGUGCAUCUCAAGGACAAGGCGCGCAAUAUCAAGUUCCGUCUGAUCCGCGAGAAUCGGCCGCUGGGCAUAUUUGAGAGUGCCACGGGCCAUUUGUGAUAUUCCAAUACAUAUAUUUGAUAUUUAACAUCCUCAACUCUGAUUUGAGUUACUUGUCCAGGGCCAAGUCCAAAGACCAAAUAUGCAUGAUGGCAGAUGCCAAAUUGCUCCAUGUAUGGAAAUAUGUUUAUCCAC
Messenger RNA from Kickxella alabastrina, 831 nucleotides. RefSeq lists its product as uncharacterized. Gene Ontology annotation, molecular function: double-stranded telomeric DNA binding. The transcript has a single exon. Gene Ontology annotation, biological process: telomere maintenance via telomere lengthening. The coding region runs from base 250 to 696 and encodes 148 amino acids. NCBI's taxonomy places the organism in Eukaryota, Fungi, Kickxellomycota, Kickxellomycetes, Kickxellales, Kickxellaceae. The record is from RefSeq and is a predicted model, not a curated record.